Molecule: messenger RNA, 592 nt
Organism: Bubalus bubalis (water buffalo)
Lineage: Eukaryota; Metazoa; Chordata; Mammalia; Artiodactyla; Bovidae
Gene: LITAFD
Product: LITAF domain containing
Exons: 3
Coding region: 326-592 (88 amino acids)
Biological process (GO): regulation of cytokine production
Molecular function (GO): zinc ion binding
Source: RefSeq, a predicted model, not a curated record
CCCCUGGCAUUGCCUUCAAGAAGAGCUUGCAUCCUAUGACACCCAGAGCAGAGUGUGGUCAGGAAAUGCCUGGGUUCAAAUCCAAGCUCUUCCAUCUGCUGGCUGAAAUCCUACUGGCAACUUGAUCCAUCCCUCCAGGCGUCAGCUUUCUCUCCUAUAAAAUGGGUCGCUGCCUCAGACCAGCCAAGUUUUCAGCUCAGCACCUGGCAUGCAGUCAGCCUUCUAAGGGUCUAAGGGUGUUUCUCCUUCUUUCCUCCUCCAAGGACCUCCUCCUCCUUAUUCUCCUUUGCCUCCAGGACUUGGAGCACCUCCGCCUCCUCCCCCGAUGUCUGUUUAUCCAGAACUGUUCAGGGUGCCAAGGCUGCAGUCCCCAGACCCGGUACAGUUCACAUGUCCAUACUGCAUGAACCGGAUCGUCACCGUGACCACACCGGUCCCAGGCAUGCUCACCUGGCUCCUGUGCACCGGCAUCUUCGUGGCUGGGUGCUUCUUGGGCUGCUGCCUCGUCCCCUUCUGCGUGGACAGCUUGAUGGACGUGAGGCACACGUGCCCCGUGUGUCGGCAGGAGCUCUUCCUCUACAAACGCCUGUGA